Molecule: messenger RNA, 2638 nt
Organism: Clupea harengus (Atlantic herring)
Lineage: Eukaryota; Metazoa; Chordata; Actinopteri; Clupeiformes; Clupeidae
Product: solute carrier family 66 member 2
Exons: 4
Coding region: 1131-1865 (244 amino acids)
Biological process (GO): phospholipid translocation; retrograde transport, endosome to Golgi
Cellular component (GO): trans-Golgi network; endosome
Source: RefSeq, a predicted model, not a curated record
GCCUGUGUUAGAGGCUGCAAGUUCCCCCUUUGGCAACCAUUUUCAGCUGUGCAAUCUAGUCGUAAACUGUCACAGGUAACCCCAUGAUAUUUAAAUAUUGUGUGCCUGUAGCCACACAAAGUUGUCAUACCCCAUGUCAUACUCAAAGGAACCAUUCAUCUUCCCCAGCUGAAACUGGUUCCUGUUUACCAUGCAGCUGUAACUGCUAUUAUGUUUGUAUAGUAAAUUCAUAUGCCUUGACAACAGCUGAGUAACCAGUUGUCUUUGAAAAUCAAAUGGAAAAUAAACCCUGACAUUUAAAUUUAGUUUAUCUAUUAGUUUCAAUUUAGAUAUCAUCUAUGUGGGUGGGUCCGAGUAGCUUUAAGAUGUAUUGGAAGAACUUUGACACUCACAAUGCAGAGCUAUAUUCAAUGUUGGCAAUCAGAUGUGGGACUCAAAAGAUGAACAGUGUAUUUUGUGGGAAGUAAGACGAGGCAAGGAAUGUUUCAGGAAGGGGAGCACUGGGUCCACUUUGACCUGUAUUACCCUUUAAAACCAUGAAGAAUGUUCAUUGGAAGGGUUAGUGAACAAAUGACCUCCAGUUACUGGUAAUAGUUACUUCACCAAAUAUUCUAGAACUUCAGUAAAACCUUCUGGAGAAAGGAACAUUCCAAAAGAGAAUAACACUCUGUUCCAUUGAAUACAAACUUCUAAUUCUAUGGUUUGUCCAUACUUUUUUUUACUGCUACUGGUGAGUGUUCAUAGGAUAGGCAAUGAGUGUCUUCCGAUUUGAAAAAGGAAAUUUUGUAGUGUUUAUAUAUUUGAUGAGCUUAUGCUUUCAUACUUAAGAAAAUUAAUCUUUCAUUACUAUAGGUUGUGUUUGAGCUGUUCUAAUUGAAGUUGUGCAGUCAUUGCUUGCUUUUGCAGAUAUUUUCUGUGUAGAUUCCCAAGACUAAACACAGUUAUUUGGCAGAUAUAUAGAUAUGAUACCAAGCACCACCAAUGAUUAACAAAGUUGUAGACUUGAAAAAGCAAGAAAACCCCAAAGAACAGAAAGGAAUACGCAGGCAUCUCUCAUCUCCUCUGGGCUCUGCAGCGCUCCAAGCCAUGAGGUCGCAGCACCAGGACUGAGUCAGCUCGGUGGACACGCGAUGGACAGGGAAAUGGACAUACAGGAGGAGGACGUGGAGGCGUCGUGGGGGCUGCUGUCGUGGCUGGCCUCCAGCGUGAUGGUGUUUGGCGGGGCCGUGCCCUACGUGCCCCAGUACCAGGAGAUCCAGCGCAGCGGCAACACCGAGGGCUUCUCCACCCGCGUCUGCCUCGUGCUGCUCAUCGCUAACAUCCUGCGCAUCUUCUUCUGGAUAGGGAAGCAAUUUGAGCUGACGCUGCUGCUCCAGAGUCUGGUGAUGAUCCUGACCAUGUUUGCUAUGCUGUAUCUCUGCUGCGCCAUCCAGGGCAGCAACCGGGUUACCACCAAACAGCAUCACAUCGCAGAUCUUGACCUGCGUUACUUCUGGAGUUGGACGAGCUUCGAGGACUACCUGAUCUUCUGCUUCGGCUUCACACUCCUGUGUGCCUUCAUCACCUUCCUCUUCCUCGACUCGGUGCUGUUCGUGGAGACGCUGGGCUCUCUGGCUGUCCUCUUUGAGGCCAUGCUUGGGGUUCCGCAGCUGCUGCAGAACUUCCAGAACCGCUCCACACGUGGAAUGAGUGUUAAGAUGGUGCUACUGUGGACGGCUGGUGACAUCUUCAAGACCAUGUACUUCGUGUUGAAUGACAGUCCGUCUCAGUUCUGGGUGUGCGGCAGCCUGCAGAUCGUCAUCGACGUGGCCAUCCUGCUCCAGGUCCUCUAUUACAACCAGGAUGUCCGCGUCAAGCUGGGCUGACCUCGCCCCCGGCAACCAUCCACAUGGCAACGACGCCGCCGCCACCGCUAGGUCACACACAAACAAGGACUCUGUUGCCAAGUGCCUUUUAAAACAUUUUCUUUCUUCUUCUUAAUUUUCUGUUUUUUAAUUGGGUCAGUUAUAUAUUUUACAUACGUGUUUGUAAUGUGUUCCAGUUUAGUUGAGCUUUUUUUGCGAUGUUUUUAUUUUGUAUUAUUUAUUCUUCUGGGUUGAGCCAAGUUCUCCAUGCUGGUUACUGAGCGUCUACUACUGACGGCUGAUGAGAAGCUUCUCCGGGGCUGAAAGUGUGCUCCCGUUGAUGAAUGGCUUCAGUGUGGGAGCGUGAAAUGCCAGGGCUGCUGGCAGAAAGAGAUCUGGAGUAUCUGUCAGAGCGGGCCGGGCCUCACUGGCACCAGGUCGGGCAGAACCGUGCCAAAUACCGGUCUCUUUUUCCCAAACAAUGCCCGUGCCCACCUCUGCUCUCCGAAGAGCCAAUACAAGGGCCACGGAGCCACCAAUGCUGUGCCUUACUCGUGCCAAAGAUCUCUCUCACGCCCACCACCUUAUGCUGGGGUUCAUCAGCAGCAAAGCUUAAUGCUCCUGUGCUUUCAACCAAAAACCAAAGCCAAAGAAAAAGCAACCAUCACACCUCAGUGUAUUGCAGACAUAAUGUGUUUUCAAUAGCAUUUAAUCAGCUGUGUAUGUCUAUGGCAUUUCCCUGUUUCUCUCUCUCUCUCUCUCUCUCUCUCUUUCUCUCUCUCUCUCUCUCUCUC